Molecule: messenger RNA, 4352 nt
Organism: Caenorhabditis angaria
Lineage: Eukaryota; Metazoa; Nematoda; Chromadorea; Rhabditida; Rhabditidae
Source: the annotation of a GenBank genome assembly
AUGUCUGAUGAUGAUUUUGGCUUCGAAUUCGAUGUCGAUUCACAAAAAGAUCAAGAAGAAGAAAUAAUUGAACUCAACGAUUCUUUCGACGAUUUCCAACCUGAAAAUCCAGCAGCAGAUCAAAAUUCCCUAAUCGAAAAAUACGAAAAACUACAAAUCGAAUCGCGUGAAAUCGAUGACGUGGCACGUGAAUUACGACAAAUUAUUCAAAUUUGUAGGCAGAUGGAAAAAUGUUUAAGUGACCGGAGAAAUCAGGGAAUUCUGGAGAAUUUUGUUGUGAAAAUUGAAUAUUUAUCGAAUGGCGCCGUUUUGAUUUGGAUGAAAAUUGAGAAUUUGAGCGAUUUUGAGAUGAAAAAUGGGUGGAAAAUUGGCGUGAAAACGAGUACUGUAUAUAGAGCGAAAAUGAAAGGUAAAAAUUUGAAUUUUUCGAAAAUUUGGCGCCAAAAAUCCACGUGGAAUUAUCCAAUUUUUAGUUUUUGAUUCAAAAAUUAAUAUUUUUUGGGCCAAAAAUACACGUGGCUCAAUUUUUCAAAUUUUCGCGCUUUAAAAAUCAAUUUUUUUAAAUUUCAAAAUUUUUACGUCACAAAUUCCACGUGGCACGAUUUUUCUGAAAUUUUAAAAUUGAAAUUUUGAUUUUUGAAAUUUCAAAAUUUUUAGGUCAGAAAUUCCACGUGGCUGAAUUUUUGAAAUUUUUCGCGCUUUAAAAAUCAAUUUUUUUUAAAUUUCAAAAUUUUUUCGUCAGAAAUUCCACGUGGCACGAUGUUUCUGAAAUUUUAAAAUUGAAAUUUUGAUUUUUUGAAAUUUCAAAAUUUUUAGGUCAGAAAUUCCACGUGGCUGAAUUUUUGAAAUUUUCGGACUUUAAAAAUCAAUUUUUUGAAAUUUCAAAACUUUUACGUCAAAAAUUCCACGUGGCUGAAUUUUCGAAAUUUUCGCGCUUUAAAAAUCAAUUUUUUGAAAUUUCAAAAUGUUUACGUCAAAAAAUUCCACGUGGCUGAAAUUUUCGCGCUUUAAAAAUCAAUUUUUUGAAAUUUCAAAAUUUUUACGUCAGAAAUUCCACGUGGCUCAAUUUUUCAAAUUUUCGCACUUUAAAAAUCGAUUUUUUGAAAUUUCAAAAUUUUUACGUCAAAAAUUCCACGUGGCUGAAUUUUUCAAAUUUUCGCGCUAAAAAUCAAUUUUUUUAAAUUUUAUAAUUUUUACGUCAGAAAUUCCACGUGGCACGCACAGGGGUUUUAUUACUACCGAGAAUUAAUCACGUACAAAACAUUUUAUCUGACGACAAAAAACCUCCGCAAACAGCGCGCUACGUGGCCGACAAAAAAAACAAUAGCGUGUGGCCGGCCUCGCGAGAUGUCGGUCGCUGCAAACACACAUAUAGCCCGACUUUUUUCUUUUUAUUUGUGUGUCUUUUGAGCCAAAGGGUUUUCAAUUUUCUUUUUGAAAAUCUGAAAACCUAAGCUCCGCCCACAUGUCUGUGCGGAAAAAGAUGGGCGGAGCCUGUUUGCUCGAUUACAAUUUUGCAUUGACUCGGUAGUAAUAAAACCCCUGUGGCACGAUUUUUCUAAAAUUUUAAAAUUAAAAUUUUGAUUUUUGAGAUGCGCCAAAAAUUGAAAAAUUCCACGUGGCUCAAUUUUUUUUCAAAUUUGGCGCCAAAAAUCCCCCUUGCCACGUCAUAACUCUUCUAUAAUUCCUCUUUAAUAGCUCAGAUCUCCGAAACCUUGGAUUUGGAUAAUUUGCAACCUGGAACAUCGAAAUCCUACUCGCUGAAGUUAGCCGAAAUCGAAUUACCCCUCAUUUUCACAUUUAUUUUAUCCAAAAAAAUUCGGGAUUUUGAAGGUGAAAUUCACGAAUUUCAUAUCAAUUUAGACCCGAUUUCUCUCACAAAUUUGGAUAUUUUACAACAACAAAAAUUGAGUGAAAAUAUUGGCGGGAAAAUGAUGGCUUUUGAAUUUUCCCAUAGAAUUCCUCAUUGUUUGGUUGAUUUGUUGAAUGGAAAAGUGAAUUCGAUCAGUGUCAAAUAUGUUUUUUUGGCGAUUUUUGGGUUAGAAGUUGAGGGAGAUGAGGUAAGUUGGAAGAUUUUUUGGGGAAAAAAUUUUUAAAUUUCAAAAUUAUAUUUUUUGGCGCGAAAAUUUCCGGAAAAUCUCAGUCCAAACACAUUGUAAAAGGGCUGAUUCACGAAAAAAAAUGUUAAAAAAUGUUUUUUUAACAUCGAAAGAUCAAUGAAAAUUAGUUUUCCAAGUUUUUCAGCCAAAAAUGAUGACAAAUCGAUAUUUUUCAAGCUUCUGGAGUAAUUUCUGAUGAAAAUUGACCUUGGAAUUCACUUUCCAGAAGGUUUUGCUGAUUUUUCGUAAAAUAAAGCAAAAUAGGGUUCUCGAAGCUUAUUUUCAUCAGAAAUUACUCCAGAAGCUUGAAAAAUAUCGAUUUGUCAUCAUUUUUGGCUGAAAAACUUGGACUAAUUGACUUUUCGUGAAUUUUUUCGUGAACUUUUCGUGAAACAUUUUUUUCGUUCGUAAAUCUGCUCUAAAAGGUCUAGAAUUCUAAAAUUUCGCGCCACCGUGUCCAAAACUCUGGUAGCUAAAAAAAAUUAUUUUUCAAUUUUUGACUGUUUCAAAAAAAUAAUACAAAAAUUUGAUCUCGUAAUUUUUCAAUUUGCAAAAGCUACACAUUUAUUUUUGGAAUUUUAUUGUCAAAUUUUGUCAAUUUUCAUUAAAAAAAAUGAUUCAUCCCAAAUAAUUUCGCUCAUAUUCCAUUCUAUUUUCCCAAAUAGUUUGAUUCGGCGCAAAUUUGCAAGGUUUUUGAAACAUUUGAUAAUACAAUUGAUAUGAUUUAUAUUCCUUCUCUCUUACUUUAAAAUCAUACGGUAUUGCAAGAAACAAACUGUCAUAAAACGCAUGGCUUCUUGUUGUAAACCCAAUACUUUUAUUCGAAAACAAUUCAGCUGAUACAACUUCAAUAUCAUCUCUUUGCAAAUUCCAAUCCAAUGGCGAAUAUUUAUAUUUGUCAAAAGUUUUCCAGUUGAUUUGUGUGAUUUCUAAUUCAUUUGUACCUUCAACCCAGCAAAUUAGAUGAAAUGGAAUAUGAACCAUUAGAAAAAGAAGUUCGGCACUAGGCUUGUUAUUUGCAACAAACCAAUUGGUCAUUAAACCAUUUGCCAUAUUUAAAGCAGUUGUUUUAUAAUCAAUAAAAAAUGUUGUUAGAUAAGUUGCUGUUUCAGUUGGACAAUUCCUUUGUUGCUCAUAAAAUAUCCGAUAUUUCCCGUUUUCCAUUUUUGCUUCAAUUUCCAUAUUCAAGAUUUAUUAUCAAAUUCUUGUCGUAUAAUUGAAACCCAUGGAUUCUAAUGACGUUAUGAGCUUUAGUAGGACUUUAACAGUUUCCCAUAUUUGAAUGAAAUUACCUUUACAAGUUGAAAUAUGGUAUGAGAACUUCGAAGAGAAAUCAAUUUGAACUAUCGAUUUUCCAUAUUCAUUCAUUAUAGAUCGGGCCAUGAAUUCUGGAAGAGGCAUGGAUUUUAGAAAUGAGGGAAAUGUUAGGAGAAAUAGGAUUCGCAUUGUUGCGAGAAUUGAAAAAUGAAGAAAUAAAGUGUCAAAAAUUGUUGGUUGAUUGUGUCUAGACGACAAAUAAAUCUGAUUUUCAUAAAAAAUUAUUUCGGAGUUGAAAACAACGAUGCUCCACGUUUACACCAUCGAAAAAUACACGAGAAAUUUGAGGAAAUCGAUUUUUUGACGGUGUAAACGUGGAGCAUCGUUCGAUUUUUGAAAACAACGAUGCUCCGCGUUUACAUCGUAUAUAAAAUUUGAAAAUUCAAAUAUUUUUUUUUAUUUUUUCUUUGUUGAAGCUUCGGUUUUUUUAUUAACAAAUUCGAUUUUCGCUCCAAAAAAUCAGUUCAAAAAUUCCAUAUUUUUUAAAGAAAUUUAUAGAGAUUCGAUCAAUUGGAUUUGAAAGUAGAAAAUCAUUAUAAAAUUUUUGAAACGUAUUUUUUCCCGGAUUUUUUUCUUCAAAUUUCCCGCUAGUUUUUUAGCACCAAAAAUACCUGGAGCAUCGUUUGACAAUAAACAACGAUGCUCCGCGUUUACGCCAAAAUUUUCAUUCAAAUUUUGUUCCAGACUCACCUAAUUCUUCCAACCACUGGCGAAAUCAUCAAAAUCCACGUGACCCGUGAAUCUUCUUAUUAUAAUCUCAAAAUCUUUGCCCAAAAUUCGAAAUUACUGCAAAAUAUUCAGAAUGAUAUGAAAAUCAAAUUAAUUGUGGAAAUGUCGAAGUUGAAAACAAGAAAAAAGGAAAAUUCGGAUGUUUUGACUGAAAUUGAAUUUUUGGAUUUGGAUAAAUUAUUUGAAACUAUGUUGGCCGGGUUUUGA